Molecule: messenger RNA, 309 nt
Organism: Paramecium sonneborni
Lineage: Eukaryota; Ciliophora; Oligohymenophorea; Peniculida; Parameciidae
Source: the annotation of a GenBank genome assembly
AUGAACCAUAGACAACAUCAAUCUCAAUAGCUAAUACAUACAACUACCAAAAAAUCUCGCUUUUAUAAUCAAUCGUAAUUCUACUCUUCAUCUAUUUUAGGAACAAAAGUGAUCCAAAUAUUCAACAUGAUCGUGAAUAAAUGUUUUCAAAUCUCAAAUCAAUAAUUCAAAACAAUCAAACUAUUCUCUCCUCAAGAACAGAGACAACUCCAAUAAUGAGAAAAAAAAAUGAAACUUCAAAAACUAGUUGCACUUGCAAUAUUUAAUGAAAAAUAUAAAUUAAAGAAAUUCUUAUAUGUCAACAUCUAC